AUGAACGCAGCGAAUGCGCUAGCUCCUUGGUCUGUGCAGCAAAUUUUUCCUUCUCUUGAGGUUAGCGUGAAAUAUCGUGCAGAUUUGCUUGCCACAGCGAGUCGUCUACCGGAUGUCGCUUCACGUACUUUGUUAUGCCCUCUUUUUCAUCACCGCUUGCUUCACCACUUUGCUCAGUCUUCUGUCUUUGGUGUACUUUCUUCAAUGUGUAGUCAUGCACUGACGCAGCAAAGACUCCAUGAAGAGACUACUGGUAAUGGCUUUAAUGGGGCUAAAAACAACGGCUAUGCUACCGAAGACGAAGUAAAGUUUGCUGCCACAAUCACGAGCAGUUUAUUGGAAGAUUCAAUGAUAAAUUUAGAUGCUGCGUUGCUUCCAAUCAUUGGUAAUUCACAAGGCCAUUUACUGACUAUUUUAAAAAAACGGCUGCGUGAAACGGAAGAAAGUUCUCUUGGUGUAAAAUUUCAUGAAAAAUCCACACUAUCCAUGUCUACUCAAAGGAAAAUAACUUUUGUACCUCGAAGAAAAACGAUGGAAAAGGUUUUAGAUCAGGCGAAUUUACCUCGACGGCACAUUUUUUCAAAAAAAUUGGCUUCAUUAACUAACGUGGCACAAAGUGCGGAUGCUUGCGAACGUCGUGAAUUGUUAGGAAAUCUGGGAGAUACUCCAGUUCCGUUUCAAGUGCGAUCACGUGAGGAGGUGAGGCAACAAUUAAGAGGACAAAAGGCUUUUGAGACAAGUAUGACGGUAGUUCUUUCAGAUCAUGCAGUGCCGUUACCGCUUUGGAAGCGACGGCGGAAUGAGGUAGAAGAAAUCACCGAAAACGAAGGCUUUACUGCUCCACCAACAGCAGCUUCUUCCACAGCACUGAAUUCCCCACAAGAGUCUUUUGUAAAUGCAACAUGGGUAAAGGAGGGUGAACUUUUGCUGGUCAAUGGUUGCCUUAUUCAUCGUGAUACAAAGAGAAUAGUUGAACCCUCCGCCAAGAAGGAGAAAAUUUGUGCUUUGGAGAGAGGAGAAAUAGGCUCCAUGGAAACCCCAGAAACGACAACAUCCGUUAAAAAAAAGACAACCGCGGAGUCUGAGUGUAAAAAGAGGACAGCGAAAGUUGCGUGUGGUUCUUUUGCUUCUGGACGAAUCGGUACUGUGAACACCCAAGGCGUGCCACUAAUGUCCAGGGAGGAAAUUUUGGCUUUGGUGAAUUCUCUUCAAAUCUCCGAUGCUCUAAGGGGAGCCUUCUUGAUUGGGUUAAAUGGUGAUGAUAACUCGAAAAUAAAAAAAUGA
Molecule: messenger RNA, 1284 nt
Organism: Trypanosoma cruzi
Lineage: Eukaryota; Euglenozoa; Kinetoplastea; Trypanosomatida; Trypanosomatidae
Exons: 1
Coding region: 1-1284 (427 amino acids)
Source: RefSeq, a predicted model, not a curated record